AUGGGAAAAGAAGACGACCGGUUUAGACCGGCUCAAGAAGGCGACCUCGAGCCGCUUUUUACGACCAGGAGGAGAACCGGAGGACAGGUUGCGUUUCGGGUUUACGCAGCCUCGGUUUUCGGGUGCCUCUGUUGUAUUUGGUUCUACAGAGUGACCGUACCGUUUGAGAUUGUUGAGAACCGGACCGGUUUCUUUCGAUUUAUCUGGUUGGUUAUGCUAAGUUUAGAGAUUUGGUUCGGUUUGUAUUGGUUACUCGUACAGUCUCUCCGUUGGAAUCCGGUUUCGCGAUCCACCUUCACCGAUAGACUCUACCGGAGAUACGGUAACGAUCUCCCAAGGCUCGACGUUUUCGUUUGCACGGCAGAUCCGGUGAUUGAGUCGCCGUUGAUGGUUGUCAACACGUUCUUAUCUGUGAUGGCCCUGGACUACCCUCCUGAGAAACUCGCCGUGUAUCUCUCAGACGACGGUGGAUCUGAGCUCACGUUUUAUGCUCUCGCGGAGGCAGCUGAGUUUUCUAGAACUUGGGUUCCGUUCUGUAAGAGAUUCGACGUGGAGCCAAGAUCUCCAAGAGCUUACUUUUCUUCCAAGUCAAAUGGUCUUGUAUCUGCUGCUGCGGCAGAGGUGGCUGAGUUGUAUCGAGAGAUGGCGGAUAGGAUUGAAACGGAAACGAAACUGCGGCGAGUACCGGAGGAGGCGCGGUUGAAGUACAGUGAAGGGUUUUCGCAGUGGGAUUCAGAUGCCACUCAGAGAAACCACGCAACCAUUCUUCAAAUUUUGAUAGAUGGGCAAAGAGAGAACACAACGUUGGUGUACCUAUCGAGGGAGAAGAGACCUGAGCAUCAUCAUCACUUCAAGGCUGGAUCCAUGAAUGCAUUGUUAAGGGUGUCUUCGAAGAUCACCUGUGGAAGAAUCAUACUAAACGUGGACUGUGAUAUGUACUCAAACAACCCAAAGUCAGCACUCGAAGCACUCUGCAUCCUACUUGAUGAGAAAGAAGGAAGAGAGAUUGCUUUCGUGCAAUACCCACAGUCUUAUGAAAAUAUUACAAGGAAUGAUUUGUAUGGAAGCAUGAUGCGAGUACUAGCGGAUGUGGAGUUUAAGGGAUUGGAUGGAAAUGGAGGACCGAUAUACGUUGGGACAGGCUGUUUUCACAGAAGAGAUGCUAUCUGUGGAAGAAAAUAUGGAGAUGAAGACGAGAAGUCUGAUGAAAUUGUAGAGCCUGAGAUGAUCAAGACUCUUGCGAGGUGCACAUAUGAAAAAGGCUCUCAAUGGGGAAAGGAUAUGGGUGUGAUAUACGGAUGCUCGGUGGAGAAUGUACUUACCGGUUUAGCCAUUCAAUGCCGCGGAUGGAAGUCGGCGUAUCUGACUCCUAAAAAGAAAGCUUUUGUAGGGGUAGCCCCAACCAAUUUGCAUCAAAAGUUAGUGCAGCAGAGGAGAUGGUCAGAGGGAGACUUUCAGAUUCUGCUUUCUGAGUAUAGUCCGGUUUGGUAUGCUCAAGGGAAGAUCGGUUUAGGAUUGAUUCUUGGUUAUUGUUGCUAUUGUCUCUGGGCUCCAAGUUCAGUACCUCUUCUUGUUUACUCUGUUUUG
This is a messenger RNA of Eruca vesicaria subsp. sativa (arugula), 1587 nucleotides long. The record is from the annotation of a GenBank genome assembly. NCBI's taxonomy places the organism in Eukaryota, Viridiplantae, Streptophyta, Magnoliopsida, Brassicales, Brassicaceae.